AUGAUUGUCUCUUGUUGUGUUUCAGAGGCGGAGGCCCGCGUGACUUUGGGAACCCGUCCUCUGUGUUCAGAACCAGAACUGGGUCAGCUGUGGUUCAACGCCCAGAGCCGAGGCCUCUUCAUCUGUGACGGAGGAAGCUGGAGGACGCUGCUGCACCAUCGGGAGCGCCUGGACUACGUAGAGGACCACCAGGACCUUUACACCAGCUCAGAGACGUUCGACGUGGAGGUGUUCUCCAUCCCGUCUGAAGGCCUCUUCCUGGCUGCAGCCAACAGGGACUCCCGGCCCGGAUCCGGUCUCUACAAGUGGAGCAACGGGUCCUUUGUUCUCUAUCAGAACAUCAGCACUCAGGAGGCUCGGGCCUGGAAACACUUCACUAUCGACGGGAAG
Notothenia coriiceps (black rockcod) is the source of this 390-nucleotide messenger RNA. RefSeq names its product thrombospondin-type laminin G domain and EAR repeat-containing protein-like. The annotation marks the transcript as partial. Gene Ontology annotation, biological process: signal transduction. The record is from RefSeq and is a predicted model, not a curated record. The transcript is spliced from 3 exons. Lineage: Eukaryota; Metazoa; Chordata; Actinopteri; Perciformes; Nototheniidae.